Blastomyces dermatitidis ER-3 is the source of this 2091-nucleotide messenger RNA. RefSeq names its product FluG domain-containing protein. The record is from RefSeq and is a predicted model, not a curated record. The transcript has 5 exons. NCBI's taxonomy places the organism in Eukaryota, Fungi, Ascomycota, Eurotiomycetes, Onygenales, Ajellomycetaceae. The coding region runs from base 1 to 2091 and encodes 696 amino acids.
AUGGUAGCCCAAUUGACUCACACCUGGAACUCCCGCAAACCCAUUAGAGAGGGACGGCGAGACCGAAAGACGAAAGGCCAUAAACUUACUCCAGGUGAAUACCGUGAGAGGGAUAUCACUCGAGUGGCUCAGCUCCAAAUUACAGGCAAAAAAUACGCCGAUGCCACCACAAUUUCUAUCAAUCGUGUACAUGGCUUCUGGGGCCGCCACUGCGAGUUUAUGAAAGUUGAUGCCCAUCGACAUCUCGCCAUAUGUGUGGCCGAGAACUUCCGGGUCUACAUUGAUUGGCGACUGAAGAAUUUCAGCAUCAAGAAACAGAGCACUAUUUGGGUCGAAUGGAAGUUCCUUCGGUUACUCUUCAAGAGAGAAAUAGGUCGGAAGGUGGACAAAUUGGCUGGAGAACAAAUCAGUGAGUUCGUUCUGGGCCCCUUGACGGACGAGUACGACCUAGACCUGUCGAUAAAAUUCAAGCUGGUAGUUGGUGUCGAAGAUCUCGUGGCCAUUCUCCACUACCAACUGGUGCUUAGAUACAGCAUCUGUCACCCACGAAUGAUAUACCGUGCAACUACCGCUGCUUAUGCUAAUGAUCGCCUACACCUCCUCGCGACCGGGGACCCUUAUCGAGAGUGGUUGUCUCCGUGGGUCCAACGAUGCCCUUUGCUACAAAGAUAUCAUGCUGGAGUUAUUCCUAACCCAGAUCAGCCGGAUCAGCAUGUCCUUGUGAUGGAAGUAUCUCUUCUAUACAUGAAGGGAAAAACAACUUACAUCUUCCAUGAACAGGAUGAUAACCUCGCCAUUUGCCCCGUAUCGCAUUUCCUUGCCUUAGCGCUCGCUGCUGACACAUUUGAAGCGCGAGGCAUUAGUUCAAUUGAGGAUGUAUUUCGUAUUCAAGUGCAGGCACCCCGAAACAGCAUACAACUGAAAUCGAAAUCCAACAUACUUGACGUCCCUGUUUUCCAUCGAGCUGUACGUACAGCACAGGGUGUUCGAAUAUCUCCAGAUAGGACGCUGCCAUAUGAUACAUUCAAUCAAUAUCUUCAACGACUGGGUCGUAAUGCAGGGUUCGAGCACAAGUUGACACCGUACUGCAUUAGGCGAGGAACUGCUAACGCGGUUGAUAGUAUUGCAACUACAAGUGAACGCAAUCAAGUCAUGGGCCACUCGCGAGCGGACAUCUUCGAACGAUACUAUAUCUUGCAGAAGGUCAAGUGGGACGUGCAGUCUGCAUAUAUUGGCUGUCCAGCUCGAGAAUCCAUUAUCAACGCCGUUGGGAGGUUUAGUCUCACACGUGAUCCCCGUGUUCCAAAAGAACUUAGUGAUGAGCAAAAGGCUGCAGUCGAGCGGGACCCAAGGCUUGUCAAGCUUUCCGGCCAGCAUCAGUCAUUGGCCAAGCUUAUAAACAGAAAACAUGGCUCUAUCCCAAAGGCCAAAGGCACAGCACUGCAUCGCGAAUAUAUUGAACUUGGAGAUGAUAUCAGGGCUGAAAAACCGUCGCUAUAUCGAGAGGCAUUUGACCGUAUGAGGGAGGAAUUCUUUGCAACAAUAGAUACUAUUGAAAUCGAAAAACAGCUUCUGGGGUUAUCUGGUGGCGACAAAUUCAAGGGGGAAGAUGAAAGUAGCGUCAAGUUUACCUUUAAGGAACGAGCCAGGCUUGCACAGAAUCUUUUCCGCUCGUCAGACUGCACAACUGAAGCUCCGCACGAGAUUUAUGCCCGGCGAGUGCAGACAAUUCAGGAUUGGGUUUCCCUCUGCAGUCUGCAGGAAGGGACACGCAGGCGGAAGGCUCUGUAUUCCAGUUGCGGAUUCGAUAUCGACCAGGCUGAUGGUAUAAUUGACGCGGACACCUUUCCUAUUUUGUGCCCAGGAACCCAGUGCCUCUUCUGUCUCGGAGAUAGUCAGCUGCCGCAUUCUUCGCGGAUGUACUCUUUUUCACGCCCUGAUCACCUUCGAAGACAUGUCCAGGACUGCCACCUCCAAUACCAUAAUGCGAAUACUCCGCUCUGGUGCCCCCAUCCAUCGUGCCUGGAGGUGCUAGAUGGUGUUAAACAUUUCAAAGAGCACGCUAUUUUGACGCAUAACAUACAUCUUUGA